AUGAAGGGAACUGGACAACGUCCACUGCAACACCUGCGGAUGAGCUCCAAUGACACAGACCUCGGCCAGGUCUCCUUCAUCCUUAUUGGCAUCCCUGGGUUGGAAGCCUUUCACCGCUGGAUCGCCGUCCCGCUCUGCUCCAUGUACAUCCUGACCCUGGUGGGGAACUGCACUCUUCUUUUCAUCAUUAAGACAGAAACAAGCCUCCACAAACCCAUGUACCUUUUCCUCUCCAUGCUGGCCAUAAAUGACCUCAUCCUUACAACUUCUACCGUGCCCAAAAUGCUAAGUAUCUUUUGGCUGAAUUCCCGAGAGAUCUCCUUUAAUGACUGCUUAGUACAGAUGUUUUUCAUCCACACCUUCUCCAUGGUGGAGUCAUCGAUCCUGUUGGCCAUGGCCUUUGACCGCUACGUGGCCAUCUGUGACCCGCUCCGGUAUGCCACUAUUCUGAGCAACUCGGCCGUGGCCAAGAUGGGGCUAGCUGGACUAUUCAGAGGUAUGAUCUUGGUGAUGCCCUGCCCCUUUCUUAUAAAGAGACUUCCCUACUGCUCCCAGAAAGUCAUCCAGCACACCUACUGUGAGCACAUGGCUAUGGUGAAGCUGUCCUGUGGAGACACCAUUAUCAACCGUAUCUAUGGCAUCUGUGCUGCACUUUUUGUAAUAGUGCUUGACAUGGUGCUCAUUGCUGCCUCCUACACCAUGAUCCUCAGGGCUGUUUUCAGGGUCCCAUCCAAAGAAGCCUGUGCCAAGGCACUGAGUACUUGUGCAGCCCAUGCUUGCACCAUCCUGGUCACAUACACACCUGCCCUCUUCACCUUCCUCACACACCGGAUUGGCCGAAAUGUGCCCCCAUACAUCCACAUCCUCCUGGGAAGUCUCUACCUCUUGGUGCCACCCAUGGUAAACCCCCUGGUGUACGGGGUGAAGACCAGGGAGAUACGAGACAAGGUGCUCAGCAUGUUCAACUACAGCAAGAAACUGAUUUGA
Molecule: messenger RNA, 987 nt
Organism: Alligator sinensis (Chinese alligator)
Lineage: Eukaryota; Metazoa; Chordata; Crocodylia; Alligatoridae
Product: olfactory receptor 52K1-like
Exons: 1
Coding region: 1-987 (328 amino acids)
Biological process (GO): G protein-coupled receptor signaling pathway
Cellular component (GO): membrane
Molecular function (GO): G protein-coupled receptor activity; olfactory receptor activity
Source: RefSeq, a predicted model, not a curated record